Messenger RNA from Laccaria bicolor S238N-H82, 1284 nucleotides. RefSeq lists its product as uncharacterized. The record is from RefSeq and is a predicted model, not a curated record. The transcript is spliced from 4 exons. Lineage: Eukaryota; Fungi; Basidiomycota; Agaricomycetes; Agaricales; Hydnangiaceae. The coding region runs from base 1 to 1284 and encodes 427 amino acids.
AUGCGGCCAGAAUUGGGCUUGGCUGUCAAUUAUAUGCAACAAAGCUUUACACCCCCACCUGUUGAGCGCACGUCCCGGCCAGAAGGUUCGCGUUCGGUAUCCCGUUCUCGGCAGGUCAGCCCACCAGAUCCCAAGGAGGUUCAUCUUGACACGGCGCUCUAUCAGAAGAGGAUUGACUUUAGGUCCUUGAGCCCCCCACCGAACUUCGACAUGCAGACGAUGCAGCAGGAGAUCAGAAGACUUGCUCAUGGCCAAGCCGACCUCCUGCAGAAACUCCGAGACCAACAAGCGCAAGUCAGCGUCAUGGAGUCGUCUACCCCUACUAUGCGAGAGUAUUCGGCAUUUGUGGUCCGAAAACAAGAUAUUGACACAAGUGCCCUUCUCCCCCCGGCGGUUGACUCACCCAUGACCCUGUCACAACAUCUUUUGGCGCUCGAAGAGAUUACCCGGUGUAUUCAAGAUCAAGAUUUGGCUAGCCGUCCUCUGUCGGAGAAAAUUGCAAGUCUAGAGACCUCCGUUUGGUUUCAGGAAGAAAAAAUCACCGGAGCGACUCGCCGGAUGGACCGUAUUGAAGAGUCUGCCCACAUGCGUUGGAAGGAAACACAAGAAGAUUUGCAGUCCAUCCGAAGUGAUCACCAGAGACUGGAAGCCGAGGUGAGGGAAGCCGUCAAGACACUGGAGAACAAGUGGGAGACUACGCCAGCUGCGUUACAAGAGAGUCUCACCCGGGGCUUUGAGAAACUUGCAAGCCGCAUCGAAACUGCCGAGCUAACGCUCCACGACCUCACCAAAUCAGUCACUACUAUUUCGGAGCUCAACCUGCGGCUCGGUGCUCGCCAAUCAAGUCUGGAAUCGCUCAUUAUCCAGUUCCUCGGCAACAAGGAGAAGAAGCACACUGGCAUCAAUACCGAUCGCUCAGUCUCACCCGACCGCGGUCAGAAAAGCCAGCAGGUACAAGUCUCCCCGACCCCGGGUGUCGUUCUGCCAAACCCAGUUUCAACCGAUCACGCGCAAGUCUCUCCAACCCCGGCCGUCUUUCUGCCUCCAGCAUCUGAGAGCCCAGCGGUCCUUCUGUUGGCGCCAAACCCAAUUCCUCCAACCCGGGCAAGUUCGCCCGGUCCUUACAUUGGGGGUAAUAGGAAGUCACCUCGGCUACAGAAACUCGAACCCACACUUCAAACCCCCGCACAGAUGUCAACUGGAUGGGACCAGGUUGGGCUGAUCCACGCUGCAUGGGAUUCAAAGCUCUUCAGCAGACCCAUGACACAUGAGCCCAUUCCAUGA